AUGGAUGGAUUGUCAGCAGUAUACAACUUCAAUGCCUUCGAUGAGAAGUACGCUUUUAAUGAUGAUGGCUUCUUUACCUACAGUAGUACAGAGCAGAAGCGAGUUGAAGAACUUGCCAGAGAACAGGCCCGAAAAUUCGUUGACGCUUAUUUGGAUAGUGUGGAUGAUGAUUCAGAAUAUGCGCCGACAUUGUGUAGAACACUGCACACUAGACUUGUCUGUCGAUCUUUAAAGCAGUUGGGAAGGUCAUGUGCACAUCUCGAUGCAUCGCGGCCAUGGUUCUGUUAUUGGGGGAUGCAUAGUUUAAGGCUUUUGGAGUCAUCACUCGAUGAAAACUUAGCUUCUGGCAUUGUUCGAUUUUUGAAGACUUGUGAAUGGCCUACUGGUGGAUAUGGAGGUGGCCCAGGGCAGUAUCCACAUUUGGCAACAACAUAUGGUGCGGUGAUGGCACUACUAAGCAUCGGUACUGAUGAAGCGCUUGCAAGUAUUAACAGGAGAACUCUGAGAGAUUUUCUGCAUUCUGUGAAACGUCCUGAUGGUGGAUUUGGAUUACAUGUUGGCGGUGAAGCUGAUAUUCGAGGAUCGUACUGUGCUCUUGCUGUCGCUUCUAUUACAGAUAUUUUAGAUGACUACUUAAGGAAAGAUGCAGAUAGUUGGAUUAUCAGCUGUCAAACAUAUGAAGGUGGUUUUGGUGGCGAACGGUGCUGUGAAGCACAUGGCGGUUACACGUUUUGUGGAGUAGCGGCAUUAAUGCUACUGGGAAAAAGUGCAUUGAUUCAUGCGCCGUCACUAUACAAAUGGCUUGCCCAAAAACAAAUGAAAUUUGAAGGAGGAUUUCAAGGUAGGACAAAUAAAUUGGUUGAUGCUUGUUAUAGUUUUUGGCAAGCUGCUGUAUUUCCACUGUUGGAAGUUGCCCAGCUUGCUGUGGGAAGUAAAAUCUGUUCAUCAUUUGAUGGAAAAGCGUUACAAGAAUAUAUUCUGGUUGCCUGCCAAGAUACCGAAAAUGGUGGCUUACGAGACAAACCAGACAAACCAAGUGAUUUAUACCACACGUGUUACGCUUUGAGUGGGCUUUCUAUUGCACAGUAUUAUACAACGGAUUCUAUUGUUGGUGGAGAAAUUAAUCGUUUGGCAAGAUUGUCGCCAGUAUAUAAUAUUUGCGUGGGUGCCGAAAGGAAGGCACGAGAAUAUUUUGGGAAGCCAAAAUGA
This is a messenger RNA of Acanthocheilonema viteae, 1209 nucleotides long. NCBI's taxonomy places the organism in Eukaryota, Metazoa, Nematoda, Chromadorea, Rhabditida, Onchocercidae. The record is from the annotation of a GenBank genome assembly.